AUGCUUCGUAAAGUGGUCGUUGGUUCGGGACUAGUUGUCUUGAUACCUUCUGUGAAUGCUGCAUCUCCUAUUCAGGAGGCUAAAGAGCCCCAACGGCCACCACCAAUGAAACCAUCAGAGCUGCCAAUAUAUGAUGCACCCCAUGCCGAAUAUGGAGACCUUGUAGAAAGCAAAUCCAAGGACAAUAAAAGAAGUUAUUUGAGAUCUAUCUUACAGCCUCCUGUAACUGCAAUUAGGGAGACCUUUGAGACUGGUGUAGCUCACACUUCAUCUCUUAAACAUAGAAUUGAGGACAGUUAUCAUGAAACCAUGGAUAAAACAGAUUGGAUAGUGCAGUAUCUGCGAGAAGAGGAAAACAAACAGGCCAGAUAUGGGGCUGUUGCUAUGGGAGGACUUACUGGAUUCAUAUUUGGCCUGAGGGGUGGCUUUAUUAAAAGAGUAUUCUAUGCCACUCUUGGCACAACAGCCAUGGGUUAUGUUUGCUUCCCUGAAGAAACAAAGCAAAUAAUGAACGAAAAUGGAACUCUAGCAAAACAGUAUAUUAAUAUUGCCUACAACUUCUUAUAUGGAGUUAAACCAGGAGAUCCACAAUUGGAGGUGAAGUUACCUGAACUGUCCUUCCCCAAGGACUUUUCAGAGUUGGUUGAUGUGGCUGUUUCUCUUGCAUCUACUGUAAAGCAGGCUGUUAUGCCACCACCAGCUAAAGAUUCAGAGAUGAUUUUUUCAGAGAAAAAGGAAUAG
This is a messenger RNA of Pieris macdunnoughi, 741 nucleotides long. The record is from the annotation of a GenBank genome assembly. Lineage: Eukaryota; Metazoa; Arthropoda; Insecta; Lepidoptera; Pieridae.